AUGGCCUCACUAUCCACUCUCGCUGAAGACAUCAUGCAUGGCAUAUGCGAAUACCUCACGCCCCGCGACAUUUUCCAACUCACCCUCACUCAAAAACGCUUUGCAACGUCAUUUGAGCGAAGUCUCCUGCUGCACCGCGAUUUAGCAUCGCAAACAUACACCGCGAUGCUAGCAGCCAUUAUCAGAAAUGAAGUAGACCGGGUCGAGGAACUCUUAAAACUCGGCUACGAAGCUAAGUUUGCCUGUUCAAGGUCUGUGCUUGCCUGCCCGGCCGACUUUGACUUCCCAGUCGACAAUCUGAUGCUUCAAGCGCCGUCAAACGUUGCCAUUAGAAGGCAGUGUCUGGCUGCGCUCCUGAUUGAGCGACUGUACCGUCCCGCGUGCGAUACGCACAAGAUCUGGAUAAACUACUCCGUCCUGGCCCACGCCAUCUUGGAAGACCAGGUCGAAACCGUCAAACUCCUUCACAAGUACGGCGCAGAUUUGGAAAAGCCGCUGCUGCAGGUCUUUGCGUUCCGUGGCAUGCCAGUGGAUGUUAAUCACCAAAUCAGUGUCCUGCACCUGGCGAGCAGCAGUGCCAUGAUCGAGACACUCUUAGAGCUUGCCCCGAACAUUCCCAUCGACAAGGACAGAUUCAUGCACACAGAACCGUUGCUUCUCUGGCAUGUCGAGAGAGGCACAGAUGUCAGAGGCCUCCGGCGACUGUUGGAAGCUGGCGCUCAUGUCGACGGGGCACGUCCGGCGACACAGCGAAUCGGCUUUUGCCAGUGCGAACAGGAGGACACCAUGCACGUCUUUCUAGAUCACAAAUCACCGCUCGAGGCCGCCAUAUGGAACCUGGACCGGGAUGCCGUUGAGCUUUUGCUAAAACACGGGGCGUCGACGGUGUACCCGCCCAACGACGGAGGCGAAGUGACUUGUUUACAGGAAGCGAUGAGAAUUUUCCUCAUGGAGCACAAGCCGGAGGAUCUAGAGGUCAGCUUGCAGAUAUUUCGCCUCCUGAUUGACCACGGGUUCGACGUCAACCGCGAAUACACUGAGUGGGCGGAGUGGACACCUGAGGGUACGCGCCUCCGGCCAACAAGAACCAGAAUCAACCUGGUAGUGGACAGCCUUAUCUACUACGUAUCUGCCGAGAUGUUCCAGCUUCUCCUCGACGCCGGAGCAGAUCCAUUCAACGAGCCGGGUCUGGGGGCAGGAGACAAAAGCUACGUCGUCAUCCUCGGCUUGUCAUCGUCGGUAGCGAGAUUGUAUCCCACUGAUAUGACCGAGCCCGAAAGGCUGUCCCUACAGGGCGCAAAGCUGAAAGCACUAAUCGCCAAGAGAGCAGAGUCAGAUCCCAGCGGCCGCGACCGCACGUUGUUAUUCAGGGCUGCGAUGGAAAUUUCCCGACCAUGGGAACUCCAUCAGGCGUUCAAAGUUCUUCAGAAUGUUUUUGGAUCGUUCGAAGAGGAGCUUAGUCUCCUCGCAGACACCAUGGGCCGAGUGAAAAGGAUGCCAGGAGUCCUUCACGAGAGCCGACAGAUGAUUGACUUUCUCAUCCGCUGCGGAGCCCCCGUCAAUCACCCCAAUUCCGAGGGGGAGACGCCUUUACACGUCGCCUAUACGCUCUCAAUAGCAAGUCCUUUGCCCAUCGGCGAAACGGACGACCUCCUGGCGUGGGACGUUGACGAGGAGCAGGGAUUUAUGGUAGGCUGGGCUGUUGGAACCAAUUACUUCUUUGGCAAAAAAACUAUCAAUGGCAUCUUCAGCACGACAAUCAGUGGUCCGGCGGAGGCAGAGAAGCGGGUACGAAAUGCGAACGCAAUUUUCGACGCCUUGAUCCAGGCCGGGGCGGCUCAGAAUUUGCUGAAUGGGAAGGGGGAGACGGCAGCGAUGGUGAUGGCUCAGCAUGGAUGGAUUCAGCUACCGCCUUCGCCUGGUCCCGAUUCAGAUCGUCUCGCUGGAGAUGAAAUGAAGUCGGAUUCGGCGCAGAUGGAUGAUGUUGUGGCGAAUGCCUUUGGGAUCUGGAAGCAGUUUCAGCAACUUGCAUUGGGGGAGGCGGGUUCCAGUUAG
Messenger RNA from Colletotrichum costaricense, 2055 nucleotides. RefSeq lists its product as uncharacterized. The coding region runs from base 1 to 2055 and encodes 684 amino acids. Lineage: Eukaryota; Fungi; Ascomycota; Sordariomycetes; Glomerellales; Glomerellaceae. The transcript has a single exon. The record is from RefSeq and is a predicted model, not a curated record. Gene Ontology annotation, molecular function: protein binding.